Molecule: messenger RNA, 1350 nt
Organism: Prorocentrum cordatum
Lineage: Eukaryota; Dinophyceae; Prorocentrales; Prorocentraceae
Source: the annotation of a GenBank genome assembly
GCGCAAUUUUGUCGGUGAAUGCGAGCUCUUUCGGUCCGCUGUUCGACUUUCUGGCCGUGGUGAAGGCAAAGAUCAUUUGCGCGCAGGAGACAAGGAUCGUGGAGUCACGCCUCGGGGAGUUCCAGCACCGCGCCAAGGACCUCGGCUUCCACGGCAUGUGGGCACCAGCCUUGGCGACCAACGCCAAGGGCCCGCAGGCCAACCACUGUGGGGUUGCAGUCCUGGUGCCCACGAAUGUGAUGAUCACGAAGCCUCCCGACGGCGACCCCACUGUUUAUCCAGGCAGAGUGGUGGCCAGCUUUGUCAAUUGGGGAGUCCCUGGUGGUGUGAUUGUGGUCAGUGCAUACUUGGUGACAAGCAUCGGCCUGACAGGUGAGAAUCUUUCCAUACUUUGGGCCAUCGCUCAGAGAGUUGCUUCUUGGAAUGCUGCGGGCUUUGACUGGAUCUUAGCUGGUGACUGGAAUUCUGAUAUAGCAGCUCUGAAUGCGAGGAGGUGGAUUGAGUCUCUGGCUGGGCUGUCUUACACUCCACCGUCGGCCACGUGCUGCAAGGAGGACGGCAACUCGACGAUUGACUAUUUCAUUGCGUGUGCAAAUUUGUCGUCACGGCUCGGUGCAGCAGCGGUGGUGGACACGUACGGCACCAUACCCCCUCCGCACUACCCAGCAAGCAUCGAUCUCCUGGGCAGCGAUAGGUUCUGUCAACGGUUACAGUUGGCUUCGGUGGUCUGCCAGCUUACGCCCCUGCAGUACACCAAGGUGCUGCAGGCUUUCUACGAGGUGGACCAGUACUGCCGUAGGAUCGUUGGCGACAAGAAGACCUGCCACCACUUGGACCAGGACACCGUCGACUUUCUGCGGCGAGGCUUGGGCAUGAUCGGCGACGCCGACUUCGACUCAGGUCUGGACAACAUCAUUCUGAAGGCCGACGCGGCGUUGAAGGCCGCGAGGUCGGUCUCGGAGCAGGCUUGGCGUGGCUGGGCCAAGCAGGCGUUCCUGGGAGGGGCCAGUCAGGCCCACGCUGCCUCCAAGGUGCGCGGCAAGCAGGAGCAGCUCAACUUUGACGUGAACGCCCAGCCGUACCUGCUGGCAAACCACACUCUCGACGCGUGGGCCAUGAUAGCUGGCCUGCUCUGCCCGAGCUCGACCACCACCAAGUGCGGGCUGCCAUUCGCAAGUUUUCGACGCGUACGGCAGCUGGGCCGAGCCGCAUUUCACCUGGACUCUCUGUCGGACCAGGCGCUCGAGCGCAUCGCCAAGAUGUCUAUGCUUUUCGAGCAGUGGCUGUCCUGGAGACCAGUCUCGGCAGCGUGGCAGGCCGGCUACCAGUGCGACCAGAUGUGGGGCACGA